AUGCCAGAUAUUGUGGUACGGGUAUUACUUUUUUUGUUGCUGUUGUUGUUGUUCUAAUGCGGUAGGUAUUCGUCUCAGGAUCUGCUGUUGAAAUGUCAGAGAGCUGGAGAGAAAAUGGUUGCCAGUCUACAUGCCAAACACGGUCAGGAGACCAACACUCCUCCAGGACCUCACACUGCUAGCUGCCAGCGUGACAUUAUGAGCCCUGAACAGAGGAUGAGAACUCCUCUCCUAAUCCUGGCAUGGGCCUACCUCUGGGGGAUAGCCCUGGGUAUACUAAGGACUACUGGGUCCCUGAGGAGAGGAGCAGGGGGACACAUGGGCCCAUCUGGUGAGGGAUUGUCGCUUAGACGCUCCAAACGAGGUUGGAUGUGGAACCAGUUCUUCUUGCUGGAGGAGUACACAGGGACUGAUAAACAGUAUGUAGGAAAGUUGCACUCAGACAAGGACAGAGAAGAUGGCACUGUGAGAUAUGUUCUCUCUGGGGAAGGUGCAGGAUCCGUAUUCGAGAUCGACGAGAAAUCGGGCGACAUCCACGCCACCAAGAGGCUGGACAGAGAAGAGAAGGCCUUUUACACACUGAGCGCAAAAGCUGUGGACAGGGUUACCGGACGGGACCUUGAGGGGCCAUCGCAGUUCACGAUCAAAAUCCAUGAUAUCAAUGACAAUGAGCCAAAGUUCACCAAAGAGCUUUACACUGCCAGUGUGCAAGAAAUGGCUGACGUUGGAACAUUUGUUGUAGAGGUGACGGCAACUGACGCAGAUGAUGCCACAUAUGGAAACAGUGCAAAAGUGGUGUAUAGCAUCUUGCAGGGCCAGCCGUACUUCUCAGUGGAACCAGAGACAGGCAUCAUCAGGACAGCUUUGCCCAACAUGGAUCGAGAGAUUCGUGAGCACUACCAGGUGGUGAUUCAGGCAAAAGACAUGGCAGGACAGAUGGGAGGUCUCUCUGGAACCACCACAGUCAACAUCACGCUGUUAGACAUCAAUGACAACCCACCACGCUUCCCUCAGGGCGUGUAUCAGUUGACUGUUCCUGAGUCAGCUGAGCAAGGCUCCACGGUGGGCGUAGUGCGGGCCAUGGAUGCAGACACAGGCAAAAACGCUGAGAUGCGUUAUACCAUCACUGGCCUAGAUGGACAGGAUGUGUUUGACAUCUCGACCAACAAAGAAACCCAAGAAGGUGUCAUCACAUUGAAAAAGCCUCUGGAUUUUGAGAAGAGGAGGAUGUACACGCUGAAGGUGCAGGUGGAGAACGUGUAUCUGGAUUCUCGCUUCCACUCCACAGAGUCGUUCAGAGACACCGCCACAGUGAAGAUCCAGGUGGAGGAUGUGGAUGAGCCGCCUGUCUUUAAGAGAAGUGCUUACGUGAUGGAAGUCAAAGAGAACGCUGCCCCCGGCACCAUUAUCGGAUCGGUCAGCGCCGUGGAUCUGGACAUUAACCGCAGCCCUGUCAGGUACCUGAUUGACUGGCGCACAGACAUGGACCAUGUGUUCAAUGUCUACCCAGGCAAUGGAUCAUUGUAUAUCUCCCGUAGUCUGGACAGAGAAGAACAGGACUGGCACAAUAUCUCUGUGCAGGCUGCAGAAUACAACAAUCUCAUGAGUCAUGUUCCUGUGUACAUUAAAGUACUGGAUGUAAACGACAAUGCCCCAACUUUUGCCACCGUCUAUGAGACAUUCGUGUGUGAAAACGCCAAAGCAGGACAGAGGAUCCAGACAGUGAGUGCAUCAGAUGCUGACCAACCAGUUGGAGGACACAGGUUUUUCUUUAGCUUAGCACCGGAGGCAUCGGUCAAAGCCAACUUCACUGUCCGAGACAACAAAGACAACACUGCUGGAAUCCUGACACGACGCAGCGGCUACAGUCGGCUGCAGGCUAGCAGUUACCUGGUACCCGUGGUGAUAGCGGACAGUGAUUACCCCAUGCAGAGCAGCACCAACACACUGACUGUGCGUGUGUGUUCCUGUGACCGUGAUGGUAAUAUGAAGGUGUGUAACGCAGAAGCCCUGACACUCACUGCAGGCCUCAGCACAGGAGCACUAGUGGCCAUUUUACUCUGUGUCAUCAUUCUUCUCAUGAUUGUGGUUUUGUUUGCGGCUCUGAGGAGACAGAGGAAGAAGGAGCCUCUGAUCAUCUCCAAAGAGGAUGUGAGAGACAACGUCGUCAGUUACAACGAUGAGGGAGGAGGAGAGGAGGACACGCAAGCCUUUGACAUCGGAGCCCUCCGCAACCCAGAGGCCAUAGAGGAGACCAAACAGAGAAGGGACAUCAUUCCAGAGACAUUCUACCCCCCUUUACGUCGACCUGUCACCACCACUCAGUCCAGGGACAACACAGACGUGCGUGACUUCAUCAGCCAGCGGCUCCAGGAGAAUGAUUCAGACCCCACGGCGCCCCCUUAUGAUUCCCUCGCCACUUACGCUUACGAGGGCAACGGCUCAGUGGCUGAGUCACUCAGUUCCCUAGAGUCCGUCACCACGGAGGGUGACCAGGACUAUAACUACCUGAGUGAAUGGGGUCCCAGGUUCAAGAAACUAGCAGACAUGUACGGAGGAGAAGAAAGUGACAGAGACUCCUAA
This is a messenger RNA of Chanos chanos (milkfish), 2583 nucleotides long. RefSeq names its product cadherin-10-like. Gene Ontology annotation, cellular component: adherens junction; catenin complex; plasma membrane. Gene Ontology annotation, molecular function: cadherin binding; calcium ion binding; beta-catenin binding. Gene Ontology annotation, biological process: cell morphogenesis; cell-cell adhesion mediated by cadherin; cell migration. NCBI's taxonomy places the organism in Eukaryota, Metazoa, Chordata, Actinopteri, Gonorynchiformes, Chanidae. The record is from RefSeq and is a predicted model, not a curated record. The transcript has 14 exons.